CAAUCUGAGCAGCAGUCGCCCCAAAACCCCAACCCCAUCUUCUGUCAAAACCCCUCUGGUUCACACUUGCACUCCACUUGCAUAAGCAACUCAUCUCUCAGUGGGGUCAUAUCGCCCACGUCCAAAAUAUCAUACCCGUUUUCCGGAACUACUUGGCUGGCCUCGAAAUUAUCGUACCUUGCUUUUCUGGAGGAAGAUCGUAUGCAUGUGGUCAGUAGCGAGGAGCCUGCGACCCAACCUCCAUCUCAUGUUACGCCCUAUAUAUAACAUCCAUUCCUCCACCACCUCCGCUUGCCCCCCUCCCUCUCUUGUUCCCUCUCCAACUCCACUUCUUCUCAAGCACAGUAUCCAGUCGGGCCCAGACCUCUCUGUCUUUCUUUCUCUUUCUUCCAUCUGUCACCCGAGCUUCCUCUCGCAGGCUGUGUGUGUUUACCCUCUCUCUCCACCUGGCAACGGGGCUGCAUGCUCAGGAUUACCAGAGGCCUUGUCUUUCAUCGCCACCCGCUCCCUCUUCCUCCUGCUGCUGACUCCUGGACUACGGUAGCCACGGGUGCGAGGUGAGAGGAGCUCGCCUUGUGAUUUUUGGCUUCCCCCAAAAAAACUCACGUGUGCGCUCUGCGUGCAGGCAGAGAAGACGUUUUCGGAGAAAGACCAGGAGUUGUGGAUAAGGGGAAAUGGAUCACUCUCUGUUUGGAUGUCUGCGGAGCCCUCACGCCCCGGCCCAAGCCCUGCACCCGGCGUUCACACAGUCCUCGCUGGCUUUGCACGGUCGAUCGGAUCACGUCUCCUACCCUGACCUGCCGGGACCUUCGCCGCCCUGCAGCUACACAGGGGACGAGGCCAGCUUUGGAGGACCACACCAUAGAGUUCACCCCGCUCAGCAGCAUCCACAUCACUCACAGCAUCAACCUACAUGGCACGUACCGCAAAUGCCAUCAAUCGGUGGCGAACGUCACGGCCUCUGUCUGUUGCACGCCGAACCUGCAGCGCCAGACCUGUGUAGCUCUGGGGGAACAGGUUCCCAGGGUUUGUGCGCGGGUAACCCAACGCUAGCUGAUAGUGACCCCUCUAGGGUGUCAUGUGCGUCAGGCGAAUUUGGGAGACAGACCAUGUCUAGUGUUGAACCAGAGAGACGGAAUAGCAAAGGGAAGAGCGACAGUUCAGAUUCGCAGGAUGGGAGCUACAAGUCAGAUGUGAGCAGUAAACCCAGGAAGGAGCGUACGGCGUUCACCAAAGAACAGAUUCGAGAACUUGAAUCCGAGUUCGCCCACCACAACUAUCUGACACGGCUCAGGCGCUACGAAAUCGCUGUCAACCUUGACCUCACGGAGAGACAAGUAAAGGUGUGGUUCCAGAACAGAAGAAUGAAAUGGAAACGUGUGAAGGGUGGACAGCAAGGUGCCGCCGCACGGGAGAAAGAACUCGUGAAUGUAAAGAAAGGAACGCUCUUACCCUCAGAGUUUUCACCUUUAGUGGGGCUUCACCAUCCCCUCGGCUCUCCAAGCAAUGAGGAAGACAGUCAUGAAAGUGACCAGAGCUCUGAUCAUGCACAUUUAUGAUGCCCGGGGUGCACCCACUCAUAGCCUGCCAAUUUCCUCAGGAAUCAACAUCAACAUGUCAGCACUCAAAAACCCAUUAAUAACUUUUACCGGGCCGUGAUUUCUUAUUGUGCUAUUUUAUUCGGAGUGGUUAGGGUUUGUUCCCAGUCUGUGUAACAGAUGCUGGAGGGUUCCCAAGAACCCCGAGCUGAGACCUAACAAAAGGGAUUUAAAGGUGAGGUGGUCGCACUUUUCAAUUUUCCGAAAACUGGAGGGUUAAAUGGAAACUAUGCAUUUUUGCUCAUGUGUGACAUGAAUUUUGAAAUUUGUAAAUAAAUGUUAGUUCGAAUGUUUUACACAUUCCACAUGAGUGCCUUAAAGAGGAUUUUUGCACUGUUUUAUUUUUUGGCAUAACUGAUUUCUACUGUAUUUAUACAGAUCACUGAUUACCGAGCACAAAUACAUCAUCUGUAAUAGCACAGACAAUGUAUUAAGUGUUCAUUUAUUUAAAAGAAAAAAACAAACAACCACAAUAAAUGACAAAUUGUAGCACACGUGUUUACUUGAAGGGAUAAUUUACCCUAAAAUCAUUUACUCAAUCUCAAUUUUUUGCAAACCUGUAUACAUUUCUGGUCUUGCUUAACACAAAGGAAGAUAUUUUGAGCAAUGUUUGUAAAGAAACUUUAGAGCACCAUUGACUUCUAUAGUAGUUUUUCCAACUAUGGAAGUCAAUGGUGAUCCGCCUUCUGCUUGAUUACAAAUAUUUUGCUUUGUGUUCGGUAGAACCAAAAAAUUUUUACAGGUUUGUAACAAAUUAAAGGUGAGUAAAUAAUGACAGAAUUUUCAGUUUUGGGUGAACAUUACCUUUAAUUUCAAACAAAAGUUUUUUUGUAAAUAGUGACAAACAUCGUUUUUGUACAUUUUUACAACAUGCUGUUUAUCUGCUCUGAACAGAUAUUUCUUUAAGUCAAACGAAUGGGUUGAAAUAUUGUAUGUAAGGUUUUGAUAAACACUUUAUUUGCAGGGGGAGAUACAGUGCCUUAUAUUAAUGUCAUCUUUCAUUUGCCAUGUUUAAUGUGUACCAAAGGACUGCAAAUAAUUGUAUGAAUGAUCACUGAGGCGUUUAGAGUUGUAAAAGCGCUCUAUAUAUCUGUUCAUAUGUAAUUACUCAUGUAUUACACUGUAAUACUAUAGUAAUUGCAAAAUAGUGUCCUAUUUGUGACCCUGGACCACAAAACCAGUAAUAGGGUCGAUUUUUUUGAAAUUGCGAUUUAUACAUCAUCUGAAAUUUGAAUAAAUAAGCUUUACAAGGAUUUAUGAGUUUUUAGGAAAUCUGGAAUCUGGGAGUACAAAAAAAAUCAAAAUACUGAGAAAAUCGACCUGAAAGUUGUUCAAAUUAAGUCCUUAGCAACACAUAUUACCAAUGAUAAAUACAUUUUUGAUAUAUUAACGGUAGAAAAUUUACAAAUUUAUUCAUGAAACAUGAUCUUUACUUAACUCUUUCCCCGCCAUUGAUGAGUUAUCUCGUCAAUAAAGAGAAAACAUUUACAUAAAAAAAAAACAUGUUACUGAUAAAUUUUUAUGUUAAUCUGCAAUACCACGAUUAUCCACUUGAUCCACUUACCCAAUUUAUGAAAAAACUGAAGCCCAAAGGUUAUUUACUAAUUUUAAACUCUAUUUAUGUUUUGAUAAUUGUUCUGAAUCUGAUUUCUAACAAAAUUCUUUAUUAAUUCAGCCUUUUGCUAAACAUAUUAUUUUAAAAGGUAUUUUACAAAUACCCAUAUUAAAGAGUUUAUAAGUAGAGAAAAAAAAUAGAUAGGAUGAAAAGUUUGUCUGUUUGUUUAUUUUUUGUUUGAAAGCAGAGAGUCUGUUCUUUCAUUUUAUAUUUUUGUAUGUUUGUAUAUUUUUAAAAGAAAAUUUUCCUGGAAGGCAUUUUGUGAAACUUUUGUGCUGGCGGCGAAUGAUUUGAUAUCCUAAUGAUUUUUGGAAUGAAAGAAAAAUCUAAUAAUACUUGUUACAAAUAUACCAGUGUGCCUUAUGACUGAUUUUGUGGUCCAGGGUCACAUUUGUGAGUGCAACACGGCAGACUUUAUUUCUAUAUGACAUUUUGAUCUGUUUCAGUUUAUGGUAUAGUUCAUAUUAUGUUACCUUGUAAAUAAAUGUUCGACAUUGCAGUUCUAACUUUUCAUGACAAACUUGCUUAAUAAAUUGCACAACAAGAUUGUA
This is a messenger RNA of Paramisgurnus dabryanus, 3764 nucleotides long. RefSeq names its product mesenchyme homeobox 2b (gene meox2b). Gene Ontology annotation, cellular component: nucleus. Gene Ontology annotation, biological process: positive regulation of transcription by RNA polymerase II; somite development. Lineage: Eukaryota; Metazoa; Chordata; Actinopteri; Cypriniformes; Cobitidae. The record is from RefSeq and is a predicted model, not a curated record. Gene Ontology annotation, molecular function: RNA polymerase II cis-regulatory region sequence-specific DNA binding; DNA-binding transcription factor activity, RNA polymerase II-specific.